Messenger RNA from Suncus etruscus (white-toothed pygmy shrew), 4867 nucleotides. It is a transcript of the gene TTC17, whose product is annotated as tetratricopeptide repeat domain 17. Gene Ontology annotation, biological process: cilium organization; actin filament polymerization. The coding region runs from base 1 to 3741 and encodes 1246 amino acids. The record is from RefSeq and is a predicted model, not a curated record. The transcript has 26 exons. Gene Ontology annotation, molecular function: protein binding. Gene Ontology annotation, cellular component: actin cytoskeleton; cytoplasm. NCBI's taxonomy places the organism in Eukaryota, Metazoa, Chordata, Mammalia, Eulipotyphla, Soricidae.
AUGUUUAUCAGAAGAGCAAGAGCUCUCUUAAAAUGUAGAAAUGUCAUUACAUUUUUAGGAGAAGCGCCGACCUUCCCAAGAUGGCGGGCGCCGGAGGCCGCACUUCCGCUUCCGGGUCAGCGGCCGGCCCGGCUGGGGGGGCCAAGAUGGCGGCGGCAGUCAGGUCCGCGGCCGCUGGUGCGAGCUGCCGCCGGGCUCCGGCCCAGCCUGGCUCCUUCAGCCUUUCGCCGUGCUGAGGUGUGGGCGGCUCGAGGGGUCGUCGCCACCACGCACUUGGGUCGUCACGGAGGACGGCAGAUCCAGCAGCAGGUGGAUUCACCAAUGAACUUGAAGCAUCCUCAUGACUUAGUUAUAUUAAUGAGACAAGAAACAACAGUUAACUACCUCAAAGAAUUGGAGAAGCAAUUAGUUGCUCAAAAGAUUCACAUAGAAGAGAAUGAGGACAGAGAUACAGGACUGGAACAGAGACAUAAUAAAGAGGAUCCAGACUGCAUCAAAGCCAAGGUGCCCUUAGGAGACCUGGAUCUGUAUGAUGGCACGUACAUAACUUUGGAGAGCAAAGACAUCAGUCCUGAAGAUUAUAUAGACACAGAAUCUCCUGUACCUCUAGAUCCUGAGCAACCUGAUUGUACUAAAAUUCUAGAGCUACCAUAUAGUAUACAUGCCUUUCAGCACUUGAGAGGCGUACAAGAAAGAGUGAAUCUUUCUGCACCUUUAUUGCCUAAAGAAGAUCCAAUCUUCACAUAUUUAUCUAAACGAUUAGGAAGGAGUGUAGAUGAUAUAGGGCACCUCAUUCAUGAAGGUUUACAGAAGAACUCUUCCUCCUGGGUUCUGUAUAACAUGGCUUCAUUUUAUUGGAGAAUCAAGAAUGAGCCAUACCAGGUUGUGGAGUGUGCCAUGCGAGCACUUCACUUCUCUUCCAGGCACAAUAAAGACAUUGCCCUGGUAAACUUAGCAAAUGUGCUGCAUAGAGCGCAUUUCUCUGCUGAUGCUGCUGUUGUGGUUCAUGCAGCUCUGGAUGACAGUGACUUCUUCACAAGCUAUUACACUUUGGGGAAUAUAUAUGCAAUGCUUGGGGAGUAUAACCACUCUGUGCUCUGUUAUGACCAUGCUUUGCAAGCCAAACCAGGAUUUGAGCAAGCUAUAAAGAGGAAGCAUGCUGUUUUGUGUCAGCAAAAACUUGAGCAGAAAUUAGAAGCUCAACAUAGAUCCCUCCAGCGAACACUGAACGAGUUGAAAGAGUAUCAGAAGCAGCAUGACCACUACCUGAGACAACAGGAGAUCCUAGAAAAACACAAGUUAAUUCAGGAGGAGCAGAUCUUACGAAAUAUCAUUCAUGAGACCCAAAUGGCAAAAGAGGCACAAUUAGGGAAUCAUCAGAUAUGUCGCCUGGUCAAUCACCAGCAUAGUUUACAUUGCCAGUGGGACCAGCCUGUACGCUACCAUCGAGGCGAUAUCUUUGAAAAUGUUGACUAUGUUCAGUUUGGUGAGGAUUCGUCAACCUCCAGUAUGAUGUCUGUGAAUUUUGAUGUUCAGGCCAAUCAGAGUGACAUCAUUGAUUUGGCUUCCCCAGUAGCCCAUUCCAUUCUCUGGAUCUGGGGCCGGGACUCUGAUGCUUACAGGGACAAACAGCAUAUUCUGUGGCCUAAAAGGACAGACUGUACAGAAAGCUACCCUAGAGUCCCCGUCGGUGGGGAAUUGCCAACCUACUUUCUACCUCCAGAAAACAAAGGACUCAGGAUCCACGAACUCCACAGUGGCGAUUAUUCUUCCGAAGAAGAAGCCCAAACCCCUGACUGUUCCAUAACUGACUUCAGAAAAAGCCACACCCUGUCCUACUUAGUCAAAGAAUUAGAGGUUCGCAUGGAUCUGAAAGCCAAAAUGCCAGAUGACCAUGCUCGAAAAAUUUUGCUUGCCCGUAUUAAUAACAGUACUAUCCCAGAAGAAGAAAUUGGGUCUUUCCUAUUUCAUGCUAUUAACAAGCCAAAUGCUCCCAUCUGGCUGAUACUCAAUGAGGCUGGACUCUACUGGAGAGCGGUGGGAAAUAGCACCUUUGCCCUUGCGUGUCUUCAGAGAGCUUUGAACUUGGCUCCACUUCAGUAUCAGGACGUUCCUCUUGUCAACUUGGCCAAUCUUCUGAUUCACUAUGGCCUGCAUCUCGAUGCCACUAAACUACUGCUUCAGGCCUUGACCGUCAAUAGCUCAGAGCCCCUGACCUUUUUGAGCUUGGGAAAUGCUUACCUUGCUUUGAAGAAUAUCAGUGGGGCACUGGAGGCCUUUAGACGGGCCUUGAAGUUAACAGCCAAGUGCCCAGAGUGUGAAAGCAGCCUGAAGUUGAUCCGCUGUCUGCAGUUCUACCCUUUUCUCUACAAUACCACCUCAUCUCUUUGCAGUGGUCAUUGUCAUGUGAAAGCCCUGGACCACAGCCAUGACACACAGAAAUAUUUUGACAACUCACAGUCACUGGAUGCUGCUGAAGAAGAACCGUCUGGGGCAGGAACAGACGAGGUGCCUGUACUCUCUGCUGAGAAUGCAGGGAGGGACUCAGAUGCCCUUAGACUUGAAAGUACCGUGGUUGAAGAGAGCAAUGGCUCAGAGGAGAUGGAGAAUUCAGAUGAAACAAAAAUGUCUGAAGAGAUCCUGGCUUUGGUGGAUGAAUUUCAGCAGGCCUGGCCUCUGGAAGGCUUUGGGGGAGCACUGGAGAUGAAGGGGAAACGUCUGGACUUGCAGGGCAUCCGGGUACUGAAGAAAAACCCCCAGGAUGGAGUGGCCAAAAGCUCUUGUUUCGGAGACUGCAGAAGUGAAGAUGACGAGGCCACAGAAUGGAUCACAUUCCAGGUCAGACGUGCCAAGAAACCCAAAGGAGACCCCAAGAAAACUCCUGGGGAAAAGGUAGAAUCAAAUCAAGCCGAAAAUACACACCGCUACCAAGGGAACCUAGAGAUCACUGGCCCGAAGGUAGCAUCUCCUGGCCCACAAGGAAAGAAGCGUGACUACCAGAGUCUGGGAUGGCCCAGCCCAGAUGAGUGUGUCAAACUUCGAUGGGUGGAGCUGACGGCCAUCGUCAGCACCUGGCUUGCAGUUUCUUCAAAAAACAUUGACAUCACAGAACACAUAGAUUUUGCCACACCGAUCCAGCAGCCCGCGGUGGAGCCUCUGUGUAAUGGGAAUCUCCCCACCAGCAUGCACACCCUGGACCAUUUGCACGGGGUUUCCAACCGUGCCAGCCUGCACUACACAGGAGAGAGUCAGUUAACAGAGGUCUUACAAAAUCUUGGCAAAGACCAAUAUCCACAGCAAUCCCUUGAGCAGAUUGGUACCCGGAUUGCCAAAGUUCUGGAAAAGAACCAGACAUCCUGGGUCCUUUCCAGCAUGGCAGCCUUGUACUGGAGAGUGAAAGGCCAGGGCAAGAAAGCCAUUGACUGCCUCCGCCAGGCUCUGCACUAUGCCCCGCAUCAAAUGAAGGACGUGCCCCUCAUCAGCCUGGCCAAUAUCUUGCACAACGCCAAGCUCUGGAACGACGCAGUCAUCGUGGCCACCAUGGCCGUGGAGAUCGCACCCCACUUUGCCGUGAACCACUUCACACUUGGAAACGUCUAUGUAGCAAUGGAAGAGUUUGAAAAGGCACUGACGUGGUACGAGUCAACACUGAAGCUGCAGCCUGAGUUUGUCCCGGCCAAAAAUCGAAUUCAGACCAUCCAGUGUCACUUAAUGCUGAAGAAGGCCCGGCGCACCCCUUAACAGCCCCUCCAUACUCAAACUCACUCACUCAAUCUCUCUCUCACUCACUCUCUCUUUCUCAUUCACUCUCAUUUUCUCUUUCUCUCUUUCUUUAGCAGACCUUCCACACACACUCUCUUCAUUUCUCUCUCUCUCUCUCCUCAAAGUCCUUUAAAGAAAAAGAGAAUAAGGAAAGAAAUCAAUCAUUGUCAGUAUCUCCCUUUAAUGAUGUCUGUAAGAUGCCUGAGUAACAGGACUUUUAUGUACAUGGGAAUUGGUCUGUUUUUGUUUAAGUUUCUCCUCCUCGCCCCCUCUCCCCGCCCCCAGUCAACCUCAAAAACACAAAUUGACUCCAAGACUCCAAGGGAAAUGCUGCUUAAAGAGAUCGUGUAAAUACCGAGCUAGGACCUCUGGAGCUGUAUUCUAAUCUCCGAACCCCGAUGCCUUUAGGGCACCUCUCUUUGGUCCAGCUGACUCCUCCUUUAGCGCAGAGAGCCCUGAACCCACAGCAACCCCCCCCCUGCUUCCUGUGUCACCUCUGUUGUCCCAUGGAAAGGCCAAAGCCCAUUAUCCGGUGCCAGGCACUAAGAUUCACCACCUCCCCUACCCGCCCAUGCCACCUCGGGGCCAGCACAGUCUCGCCCGUUCCAUGUCACUAGGUUAAAAAGCUCUCAGACAUAGUUUGCAGGGGGAGGAAGGGCCCCGAACCCAGUAUUUACCACCACACACCUCCGGCCCAUGACCUUUGUCACAUUCUUUAUGUCGGGGAGGGAGGGGGGCUGAGCGGGGGCAUCAGCACAACAUCUAUUAUCAUUUGUACUUUAAUUACAAACCCCAAAGCUACCAAUAUGUGGAAAGCCUCCAUAACCGGUUUAUAUAUGUAGAAUAUGUAUAUUUGAAGCCCUCUGCAGACGGAGUCUCUGUUUCCCUAACUCUUCGUUCUCUGUGUUAUCUCUCUUGGAAUAAGGGGUGCGUAUUAACUCCCUCUCUCCCUGGCUCCUCGGGGGAGAUUGAGGGAGGCCCAGGCUGGACUGUUUCCGUACCAUGCUUUUACCUCUGGUCCCAGGAGAAUCAGAAAUUCCAAGCAUUUUGGAAUCUUCAGGGGCACAUACUUAGAACAAAAAUAAACGUUUAUGAGCAAAGUCAA